Lingula anatina is the source of this 739-nucleotide messenger RNA. RefSeq names its product MRG/MORF4L-binding protein. Gene Ontology annotation, cellular component: NuA4 histone acetyltransferase complex; nucleus. The record is from RefSeq and is a predicted model, not a curated record. Gene Ontology annotation, biological process: regulation of transcription by RNA polymerase II. Lineage: Eukaryota; Metazoa; Brachiopoda; Lingulata; Lingulida; Lingulidae.
UAGCUUCAGUAUUUAGAAAUGGCGGAAGAUGAUCCAGCUUGGAAUGUGGACAUGGAAGUUAGUCUUUUCCAUGCAAUGAGGGGACACAAACCUGUCGGUGUGAACAGACACUUCCAGAUGCUAUUUAUCCAUGAAAAACUGAACAGUCCAAGCUACAGAAAGGUUUCAUCAAAACAGAUCUGGGCAUACCUUGCCACUCUUUAUGAUCUCCAAGCUUUGAAUGAGUCUGAGAUUCUCCCUUUUCCAAAUAAAAGCAAUGAAUUUUCCCUGCCAGAAGCAGAGUAUGGUGAUCUCAUGAACAAGGAACCAUCUAAAACGAGCGGAGGUAAAGAUACAGGAUCAGAAGAUGUACAAACAACAAAGAGUACAAGCAAGUCUUCGGCUUCAAGUACCCCUAUACUGACAGCAGCCACACCUGACUCACCCAAGAGGAAAAGAACUCGCCAGACACAUUCACAAACUAGUAGCCCUGCCACGGGAAGUGAGGGAACACCUUCAACUAAAAGAGCAAGGAGAAUAUGACUGCUGACCUUAAUAGGAAAUAGGUUAAGCACAAAAAAUGAAAAGCAAUUCCUAAAGAUAGGAUAGUGAUGAUGCCUCUAGAUCUUUUGGGAUGUCGACUGUCACCUUCCAAAGGUGGAGAGAGGGCUUGAAUGCCAUGGCAGCUCUCAGUUUACUUGAUAGUGGGCAGAGUCCAGUGGCGUGAGAUAGCAGUCAUUUGUUCAGUGCAUGGCUAUUU